AAGCGCGUGCGUUUCUGUGCGUGUGUUUUGCCUCUUGAGUUCAACAACGUUAUACUGUGAUGUGAUUAAAACAUCUGAGACGCUUUAUCUUCUUCUGUCUGUCUGCGUUUGUUUUUGUUUGUCGAGGUUUUAGACUUUGAAGAGAGAAGAGAGGUUCUGUGGGAUUUCGAAGGAAGCAUGGCUUCAACGGCGUUAUUGAUUGUCGUGUUUGUAUUUGAUCUGAUUGCUUUUGCGCUUGCUGUUGCUGCUGAGCAACGAAGGUCCAGUGCCAAGAUUCAAACUCUAGAAAAUUCCAGCUAUUGUGUAUAUGAUUCUGACAUUGCAACUGGCUUAGGUGCGGGGUCGUUGCUGUUCCUGUUGGCAAGUCAAGUUCUUAUAAUGGGGGUAAGUCGAUGCUUGUGCUGUGGAAAGGCUUUGAGACCCAGCGGUUCUAGGUCAUGGGCAAUCAUGCUCUUCAUCACCAGCUGGGUGUUUUUUCUUAUUGCUGAGGCAUGCCUUCUUGCGGGUUCAGUGAGAAACGCGUACCACACCAAGUAUAGGACUGUGUUUACGAACGAAAAACUAUCGUGUGAGACAUUGAGGAAAGGAAUCUUUGGGGCUGGCGCUGCCUUUGUCGUCUUCACGGGGAUAUUCUCCGAGCUUUAUUAUGUUAGCUAUUCCAGGGCUAACGAACUGGAGACUCCCUAUAGCCGAGACACUGGCGUGAGGAUGCAGAACCUUUAAAAACCAAGUUGAGGGAAGUGAGAGUGAUCUUCUAUUGUCAGAUGUAGUUGGUUGAUUAGCAACUGUAGUGCUCAUCUUAUUAUGUAUGUACUUGACUUAACAGAACGCAUUAUGAUUGAUUAUUUAUGAUUUAUGUAUGAUAUGGAGUUUAAUUGGAUGAGGAUUUUA
Messenger RNA from Prunus dulcis (almond), 891 nucleotides. RefSeq lists its product as uncharacterized. Bases 178 to 723 code for a protein of 181 amino acids. The record is from RefSeq and is a predicted model, not a curated record. The transcript has 3 exons. Lineage: Eukaryota; Viridiplantae; Streptophyta; Magnoliopsida; Rosales; Rosaceae.